UCUCAGUAUAACCUGAUUGCUGCAGGGUUCUAUGAUGGAGUCACCAUGUACUCUCAGGCUCUGAACAAGACACUGAGCGAACAGAACCCAGGGCCGGGGGUCCAGAACCUGGAGCUGGGGGUCCAGAGGCCCAGAGGAGACCUGGUGACCAAAAGGAUGUGGAACAGAACUUUCUCAGGAGUGAUGGGGCCGGUGGAGAUGGACGAGUUCGGGGACAGACAGGUGGACUUCGCCGUGUGGGACACGGUCGACAUCGAGACUGGAGAGUUCCAGGUGGUGUGUGUGUAUAACAGCAGUUUAAAACAGCUGGUCAUGCAGGAGGGGCGGAGCUUCCAGUGGCCCAGCGGCGCUCCACCUCCAGACGUCCCCGAGUGUGGCUUCAAGAACGACGAGCCAGCCUGUGUUGCACGUACAGUUACUAUGCUCCAGAUGGUUGCCAUAGUGAUCUGCUUCGUCUUCGUCAUCAUUGUUACCGUGACAGUCUUCAUCUACAGGAAGUUGAAGCUGGAGAGCGAGCUAGCGGCUCAGCUGUGGAGGGUUUCCUGGGACGACGUCCAGAUGAGUAACCUGGAUAAAGUCCUGAAGAGAACCUGUAGCAGGCUCACCAUGUCUCUGAAAGGAUCUAACUGCGGCUCUCUGAUGACGAUGGAGGGAAACUUCCAGAUCUACACUAAGACAGGAUACUACAAGGGAAACAUCGCUGCCAUCAAAUACAUCAACAAGAAACGCAUCGAACUGACCCGGAAAGUUCUGUUUGAACUCAAACAUAUGCGAGACGUUCAGAACGAGCACCUGACCCGCUUCAUCGGGGCCUGCAUCGACCCGCCCAACAUGUGCAUCAUCACCGAUUACUGCCCCAGGGGUAGUCUGCAGGACCUGAUGGAGAGCGACAGCAUCACUCUGGACUGGAUGUUCAGAUACUCUCUCAUCAAUGACAUCGUCAAGGGCAUGUUGUUCCUCCACAACAGCGUCAUCGUCUCCCACGGCAACCUGAAAUCGUCUAACUGCGUGGUGGACAGCCGCUUCGUCCUGAAGAUCACCGAUUAUGGUCUGGAGAGUCUGAGGACCUCCAGCUGCCCCGACGACACACACGCUUACUACGCACGGAAGCUGUGGACGGCCCCCGAGCUGCUGAGGUCAGACUGCCCCCCCCCCUGUGGGACUCAGAAAGGAGACGUCUUCAGUUUCAGCAUCAUUCUGCAGGAAGUGGCUCUGCUCAGAGGGGUCUUCUACCUGGACACACACACACUCACGCCCAAAGAGAUCGUGGCUGCUGUGCGUGAUGGCGUGGCCCCCCCCUUACGCCCGGCUCUCUGCCCCCUCAGCCACAGCGAGGACCUCGGCGUGCUGAUGCAGCGCUGCUGGAGCGAGGAGCCCAACGACAGACCUGACUUCAGCACCAUCAAGAUCCUGCUCCGCAAGCAGCACAGAGGGUAUGGUUCCAACAUCCUGGAUAACCUCUUGUCCCGGAUGGAGCAAUACGCCAACAACCUGGAGGAGCUGGUGGAGGAGAGGACGGCCGCGUACCAUGAAGAGAAACGCAAGGCUGAGACUCUGCUCUACCAAAUACUACCUCAUUCGGUUGCCGAGCAGCUGAAGCGCGGCGGGACGGUUCAGGCCGAAGCCUUCGACUCCGUCACCAUUUACUUCAGUGACAUCAUCGGCUUCACCGCCCUAUCAGCUGAGAGCACGCCACUGCAGGUGGUGACGUUGUUGAACGACCUCUACACCUGCUUCGACGCCAUCAUCGACAACUUUGAUGUUUACAAGGUGGAGACGAUCGGCGAUGCCUACAUGGUGGUGUCCGGGCUGCCGGUGCGGAACGGGAAGCUGCACGGCCGCGAGGUGGCCCGGAUGUCCCUCACCCUGCUGGACGCCGUCCAGAGCUUCAGGAUCAGACACCGAGCCAAUCAGCAGCUGAGGCUACGCAUCGGCAUACACAGUGGUCCGGUGUGUGCCGGUGUGGUUGGACUGAAGAUGCCCAGGUACUGUCUGUUCGGAGACACAGUCAACACAGCGUCACGCAUGGAGUCCAAUGGAGAGGCUCUGAAGAUCCACGUGUCCGAGGCGACCAGAGACGUCCUGCAGGAGUUUGGCAGCUUCAGGCUGCAGCUCAGAGGAGAGGUCGAGAUGAAGGGCAAGGGCCGCAUGAGGACCUACUGGCUGCUGGGGGAGGAGACUCAAACCCCCGGCUGCUGACCUACUGGCUGCUGGGGGAGGAGACUCAAACCCCCGGCUGCUGACCUACUGGCUGCUGGGGGAGGGGACUCAAACCCCCGGCUGCUGACCUAUUGGCUGCUGGGGGAGGGGACUCAAACCCCCGGCUGCUGACCUACUGGCUGCUGGGGGAGGGGACUCAAACCCCCGGCUGCUGACCUACUGGCUGCUGGGGGAGGGGACUCAAACCCACGGCUGCUGGGGGAGGACCCCUCCACCUGACUGACCUAUCAGGAGAUGGAGCCUCAGACUUUGUGAACAACCAGCCAGUAUUAAACCCCUCCCGCUCCUCCUCCUCUCUGAUUGGACGUUCAGCUCUGACAUCAUUUAAAGUGACAGGUCCAGAAACACGGACGGACGUAAAAUUAGUUAAUCGUGUAAAAAGAAAAAUC
Molecule: messenger RNA, 2609 nt
Organism: Sander lucioperca (pikeperch)
Lineage: Eukaryota; Metazoa; Chordata; Actinopteri; Perciformes; Percidae
Product: atrial natriuretic peptide receptor 1-like
Exons: 18
Biological process (GO): protein phosphorylation; intracellular signal transduction; cGMP biosynthetic process
Molecular function (GO): protein kinase activity; guanylate cyclase activity; ATP binding
Source: RefSeq, a predicted model, not a curated record